Parnassius apollo (apollo) is the source of this 762-nucleotide messenger RNA. Lineage: Eukaryota; Metazoa; Arthropoda; Insecta; Lepidoptera; Papilionidae. The record is from the annotation of a GenBank genome assembly.
AUGAACAGCGGCACUAAACAGUACACCGGCAUAUUCGACUGCGUCAAGAAGACCGUGAAGGGACAUGGCUUCUUCGGGCUCUACAGAGGACUUAGUGUUCUGCUAUACGGCUCCAUACCAAAAUCUGCUGUCAGAUUCGGUGUGUUCGAACAAGCGAAACUCUACAUGGUGACAGACAAUGGUACCCUAACAAACACUGGCAAGUUGGCAUGCGGACUGGCAGCUGGUGUAGCUGAAGCGGUGUUCGCGGUGACCCCCAUGGAGACUGUUAAGGUCAAGUUCAUCAAUGACAUGCGGACGGAAAAGCCGAGGUAUAAGGGUUUCUUCCACGGCGUAAGGACCAUUGUGAGAGAAGAAGGUAUCGGCGGUGUGUACAAGGGAGUCACCGCCACUAUAAUGAAGCAAGGCAGCAAUCAAGCCAUCAGAUUCUUCGUGAUGGAGUCGCUGAGGGACUGGUACAAGGGUGGUGACAGAGACAAGCAUGUACCUAAGUACAUCGUCGGUCUCUUCGGUGGUAUUGCAGGUGCGGCGUCAGUAUUCGGUAACACGCCAAUUGAUGUAGUCAAAACACGCAUGCAAGGUUUGGAGGCUGCGAAGUACAAGAGCACGUGGGAUUGCUUCAUAAAGACGUGGAAGCACGAAGGUCCGCUCGCCUUCUACAAAGGUACAGUGCCACGAUUAAGUCGCGUCGUUUUCGACGUCGCAAUCACAUUCACUAUAUACGACAGUAUCAUGGAUGUAUUCAAUUUCAUUUGGAAGUGA